GAAACGUCGUAUAUGGUCAAUGGUAAAUAUUUAUAAACUGUAAAUCAUUUUUGUUGGCUUAGUUAAUUACCGUAUAUGUACACAACUUUCCAAAUUCUAGGUGGAAAAAUCGUCUUACUGGGAGGUAGAAGUUCCGAAAUUUACGGAUGAAAAAUUUAAGAACAUUUUCAGGAUGGAUCGAAAAACGUUCGAAUACCUAGUGUCCAAACUGUUUUACCUAACGAGGGAGGAUACACGAUGGCGUUGGGCAAUACCUCUGAACAAACGUAUUGCGAUUGCGCUAUAUGCAUUGGGGUCAUCGGCAGAAUAUCGGACCGUAGCCAGUUUAUUUGGGGUCGGAAGAACCACCGUCGGAGAACUUGUUCUGGAAGUUUGUGAUGCAAUUAUCCACUCCUUUCAUGAGGAAACAUUUCCAGCAUAUCCACCCACAACCGCGAAAAUUCUGGAAAUUACAAGUGGAUUUUCAAAGCUUGGAUUUCCACAGUGCUACGGAGCUGUCGACGGUUGUCACAUUGAAGUCAAUGUGCCAAAAACAGAAGCCGUAGAUUAUUAUAAUUUUAAAGGUUGGCACUCGGUUGUACUGUUCGCCGCUGUUGAUCACAGAUACCGCUUCACAUACAUAAAUGUGGGAGUUCCAGGGCGCUCCAACGAUUCGACAAUUUUUGAAAAUUCGGCAUUGAAAUCUUUACACGAUUCGCACUCAUUAUUUCAACAGUAUUCAAAGAUAAUUGAUGGCGUGAAUGUACCAAUUCUUCUCAUAGGAGACUCGGCAUUUAAACUAUCUCAGAAUCUCAUGAAACCAUUCCCUUUUGCUAUAAACCAAAACGAGGAUGAGCGUUUGUUUAAUUAUGUUUUAUCGCGAUGCCGAAGGGUGGUCGAAAACGCUUUUGGACAUCUUAAAGCGCGAUUCCGAAAGAUCGGCCGGGGACUGGAAGUAGAUAUUUGCAAUGCCAAUCGCAUUAUCAAGGCAUGCUGUAUCCUGCACAACCUUUGCAAUGAUCAUAAUGAUACAAUUAACAAAUCGUGGACUGCAGAAAUCAAAACGAAUACAUCUAGGCCGCAACCACAGAGGGGAUUGUCUAUAAAAGCUGAUAGUCAAUCAGGGACAACCGUUCGUCGGGCAAUUAUGAGAUAUUUAGCGGCAUUUACUGUCGGUAUCGAAAACCCUUGUAUGUAA
This is a messenger RNA of Topomyia yanbarensis, 1177 nucleotides long. Its product is annotated as putative nuclease HARBI1. Bases 173 to 1177 code for a protein of 334 amino acids. NCBI's taxonomy places the organism in Eukaryota, Metazoa, Arthropoda, Insecta, Diptera, Culicidae. The record is from RefSeq and is a predicted model, not a curated record. The transcript is spliced from 2 exons.